AUGUUCCUGUGUGAGCUGGCCUUUCUCUGUGACAUCUCGAGCUAUCUCGAUGCGCUGAACCUGCAGCUUCAGGGGCGGGGGCGCAUCAUCACAGACAUGUACGCUGCAGUGAGGGCCUUCAAAACUAAACUGUGCCUGUGGGAGAAUCAGAUGCUGCAAGGAAACCCUUGCCAUUUCCCCUGCUGCCAAUCCAUAAAAGCGCAGAUCUCUACCGCCGUGUUCCCAUGCGCACAGUUUGCUGAAAAACUCAGUGUUCUCAAACUUGCCCAGAAAUGCAAGUUUGAACUGCUUAGUAAUCCCUUCGCAGUUGAUGUGGAAAAUGCACCAACCAACAUCCAAAUGGAGCUGAUUGAACUCCAGUGCAACGACACGCUGAAGUCAAAGUAUGAUGCUGUGGGCGCCGCACAGUUUCCACGGUUCAUCCCUGACACAAUGCCUCAGCUCCGCACCCAAGCUGCUCAGAUGCCCUCCAUGUUCAGCAGCACUUAUCUAUGCGAGCAACUUUUCUCCUCGAUGAAGAUGACCAAAACAACUCACAGGAGACGUCUGACUGAUGAACAUCUUCGCUCGAUACUGAGGAUUUCUUCAGCUCAGAGCUUGAGCCAAGACAUUGAUGAACUAGCAUCCAAGAAGAGAUGGCAGCCACCUCCAACGGCGUUUUAUAGAAUCUGGCAGUAUGCCCAACAGGCCUCACAACCGCAGACCACAUGUAACCACGCCAGCCCAGGACCUCCACAUCCGGCUUCUUCACCUUUGGGAUCGUCUGUGACCAGCCAGCCGGACAGCUGAUGAAACUGAGGAGUAUUUCUGUCAGUAAUAAAAGCCCUUUUGUGGGGAAAAACGUAUUCUGAUUGGCUGGGCCUGGUUACCAAGUGGGUGGGCCUAGGCCCUUCCAG
Oncorhynchus gorbuscha (pink salmon) is the source of this 896-nucleotide messenger RNA. RefSeq names its product general transcription factor II-I repeat domain-containing protein 2-like. Lineage: Eukaryota; Metazoa; Chordata; Actinopteri; Salmoniformes; Salmonidae. The transcript is spliced from 2 exons. The record is from RefSeq and is a predicted model, not a curated record. The coding region runs from base 1 to 789 and encodes 262 amino acids.